This is a messenger RNA of Pantherophis guttatus, 2709 nucleotides long. RefSeq names its product FIC domain protein adenylyltransferase (gene FICD). The record is from RefSeq and is a predicted model, not a curated record. NCBI's taxonomy places the organism in Eukaryota, Metazoa, Chordata, Lepidosauria, Squamata, Colubridae. Gene Ontology annotation, molecular function: protein binding.
GGCGUGUUGAGGGGCGGAGCCGGAAGUGAAACUUUGGUGGGGGAUGGAGGAAUGUGGGGCAGAGAGAGCCGGCUCUCGGUGAGACCCUCCAGAAGGACGAUGCGACGCCCGCGGCUCCUGGCGCCCAGAUGAAGCUGGUCUCUAUGGCAGCCGGAGUGACGGCGGUGGAGCCGGAGCUGAAAUGGGUCUCCCUCUGGCUCCGGGCCCGUUGGGCUGCGGUGCUGGCGGCGGUGCUGGCGGCCCUCCUGGUGGUGCUGCUUCCGGUGCUGCUGGUGGAGGGGCAGUGCCAGGCGGCCCUGAAGGGCUGGGCCUUCCUCAGGAGCAAGCUGGGGCUGGGCUACGUGAGCAUCGCCACCUACACGGGGCAGACCACCGAGCUCAGCGUGACCUCCGGCGGGUUGGAGCUGAUGGUGCUGAAGCCCAAAGUCUCCACAGAGGUCAGAUUAGAAGCCAAAGCAGCGUUACAUCAGGCGUUGGAGAUGAAAAGACAAGGGAAGCGUGAGAAAGCUCAAAAGCUCUUCCUGCACGCCCUCAAGAUGGACCCCGACUACGUGGAUGCCUUGACUGAGUUCGGCCUCUUCUCCGAGGAGGAGAAGGACAUCAUACAGGCCGACUAUCUGUACUCGAAAGCCUUGACCAUCUCCCCACACAACAAGAAGGCUCUGGUCAGCCGGGACCGGACGUUGCCUCUUGUGGAAGAAAUCGACCAGAGGUUCUUCAGCAUCAUCGACAGCAAAGUCCAGAAGGUCCUGUCCAUCCCCAAAGGCAACUCUGCCCUGCGGAGGGUGAUGGAGGAGUCCUACUAUCACCACAUCUACCACACGGUGGCCAUCGAGGGCAACACUCUGACGCUCGCCGAGAUCCGGCACAUCAUCGAGACCCGAUACGCCGUUCCCGGGAAAAGCCUGGAGGAGCAGAACGAGGUCAUCGGCAUGCACGCCGCCAUGAAGUACGUCAACACCACCCUUUUGUCUCGGAUAGGGUCCGUCACCCUGCCCGACGUCCUGGAGAUCCACCGGAGAGUCCUGGGCUACGUGGACCCCAUCGAAGCUGGCCGGUUUAGGACUACCCAGGUGUUUGUCGGCCACCACGUCCCGCCCCAUCCUCGCGACGUGGAGAAGCAGAUGCUGGAGUUCGUGCAGUGGAUCAACUCCGAGGACGCCAUGGGCCUGCACCCCGUCGAGUUUGCCGCCCUGGCCCACUACAAGCUGGUGUACAUUCACCCGUUUGUGGACGGCAACGGGAGGACAUCCCGGCUCCUGAUGAACCUGAUCCUCAUGCAGGCCGGCUACCCACCCAUCACCAUCCGGAAGGAGCAGCGGGCCGAGUACUACCAUGCCUUGGAGGUGGCCAACGAAGGGGAUGUCCGGCCCUUCAUCCGCCUGAUUGCCAAAUGCACAGAGACCACCCUCGACAUGCUGCUCUUUGCGACCACGGAGCAUUCCGUGGGCCUCCCCGAAGCACAGGACGGGGGCGGCAGCUGCAGCGCAGGCUGCAAACAGACCAUCUCUCUCAAAACUCGGACCUGAACGCUGGGAGCAAAGGGCGCCCCCUGUGGGAGGAGAGCUGGAAAAGCACUUUCUGUAAAACAUUUCAUUUAUUUAUGUCUUUAAGUUAAAUCAUUUAAUGCAGUGGCCUCUCCGUAUUUAUUACCCCCAAUAGGCCCCAAGUAACUUGUCUAAUGUUAUUGCAAAAGGGAAGAGGCCAGUCUCUAACGCCACAGAGCUGCUUCUCUGGCUGGUUAAGCGUCCAGGAGGACUGCUGCAGCUGGAAAAACCCAACCCAGGGUCAGCUUUCUGGCUAAAGAUGGUCAGACAUGGAAAAUGCCGCUGUUACUUUACCCAGCCGAGCCCGGCUGAGGAGUUCAUCGGUGUCCUUAGCAAACUGAUGCAGUUUUGGUAUUGUUCAGUUUGCUAACGCACGGGGAGGGCCCAAACUCCCACCCGUUGAGGGAAGGAAGCUUGUGUGAAGCCCACAAAGCUGCCAUUUCACCUGCCCCCCGUUUGGGUUUAUGGCAGUUUCACGUCUAAAACUGGACCAAGCUUCCUGCCUGCCAGUGCCUUCGUAGGGACUUGUAUUUGUACUGAAUUGUGCCUUAGCUCUUUUCCCCAACCCCCUUUCCAGCAGAACCACUCCAGGAGGAGGUCUAACCUAGAGAAGCCUGUGGACUCCGUGGGCUUUGAAUUGGGAUCCUUUAAAAAACCCACAUUUGCUCUGGUGUGAUAUUGCCUGUGGAAUAAAACCAAUCCAGCCUCAAAUACUAAAGGUCGAAGGGCUUCGUAAACUCCUCCUCUGAUAGCACUUUACUUUUAUUGUACUUGGAACGUGCCAACGUUGUUGCCUGAAGUUUCAAAGGAGAAAAGGUUGAGGUGGGGGGGUGCUUUUUGCUAAGCUGCGAACUCAGCAUCCCCACGCGCAACCGGUGCCCCUGAAUGAAUCCCUGUUUCUCUUCGGCUCACCUUCUUGGCUCACCCUCUUGCCAUCUUGGUUGCCCCUGGGAAGAACCCACACGCCUUGGGACAGGCGUGAUCCAAUCUUAAAUCGGCCCAGACUUCAGGGGGGGACUGGCUGCCCUUCUUAAGUCUACUUCUAAGGCAAGCCGAGCAGGUACAACCACAACGCAGUGUGUGAAAUAGGAGCAGCGCCUAACAAAAGUGCUUUUGCAAAGUCUGUGCAUAUUUGGUUGGUUGCAAUAAAGAGAUUUCCCGA